Podospora bellae-mahoneyi is the source of this 949-nucleotide messenger RNA. RefSeq lists its product as uncharacterized. The transcript has 2 exons. The coding region runs from base 683 to 949 and encodes 88 amino acids. Lineage: Eukaryota; Fungi; Ascomycota; Sordariomycetes; Sordariales; Podosporaceae. The record is from RefSeq and is a predicted model, not a curated record.
GACAUGCCUGGCGGGGCAUGGAACCCCACCUUCCAUUGCCUGCCAUGCUCCGACUUCUAUCAGGAGUGUAACCAUCCCAACUUGUCAGUUACCAAAACUGCCUAUUCGGAGAUCCGACCCCUUCCGCCUUUCUCUUUCGAGUCUUUUUGCCUCUUGGCAGCGGACCCGUUCAUUCCCAGCGCCCAGGUUGCAAAUCAUUUCCCCCGCCGGACCUCGCACCUGCUGUUGCAUUCCAUUGCAGCGACCGUCGUGCCGGCCUGAGACGUGCAUAUCCCGGGAGUUGGGGACUCGUCAUGGCCUAAACAAGUAUCAUAAAUCCGGUCCUGUCCUUUCUCGCCUGGUUCUCGGUGUCGGCGAUCCAUGGAUGUCACGCCUAGAACAUGUCACCGACCGUUACCACGAGCGAAUCUAGAAUACGACGUCUAGACUCCCACUUGCUCUCUGAAGCAUCCUUGCUCCCAUCGGCUCCACACUGUCCAUCCGGUGAUACAGCAGUAUAAAGACCGACCAGGUUCUCUCCCGCUCACCACUCCGCUGGAUCUACACCAUCUUGCCGAUCGCUUUUUUUUUUAUUUUUUUUUUUAUUUUUUUUUAUAAAAAACUCCCCUGAAAAGAUCGUCGCUUGACACAAGACACUCCAUCAAGCUCUGUCACCCCUCACUUCUAACGUCUAUUAGCCAUCAUGAAGCAACCAACCACGCACUUGCUCACCCUCUUCCUCCUGCCCUUCGCCCUCGCCCUUCCCACACCAGCAGACUCAGUCAAUCAAGUGGAGCAAGGGACCAACACGCCGGCGACAGUGGGCAACGUCAACGCCGGUAUCCCCCGAUGCAAGACACAGGGCCUCAGCGACUUUUGCCUGUCAAACAGCAAUAAGCCAUACUGCGACGCCACCGGGUUUCACAACAACAUGAUGGCCCAGUGCGAGAAGAACUGCUGGUGCGAAUAG